AUGCCGUCUCCAGUCGCCUCUCAAAACGGCGAACCGCCGGCGUCCCAGCAUGAGGGCGGCGAUAAGGUAGAGGGAGGUAACGGACCCGACAAGCAUACGCACACGGAGACCAAGACCCCCGAGCCCCAGGACGACCAGCAUAGUCCCAAUUCGGAUACUUCCAGCACACCGGGACAUCUUGCUCCCUUUGACUGGGAUGACUUUGAGGCCCGCUACGAGAAGGCUCUACGAGAGGCAGACGCCCACGAGAGAGAGACUCUCAAAGAAGCCGAGCAUCUCUCCAAGUAUUUCCAAGCGUGGGCGUCGGCCGCGUCGGCCCACGACGAUGAGCGGGCCGUGAAGCGCUUGCGGACAAGACAACGCUUCGUCAAUCUGUCGGAAGAGAAAGCUGCGCAGAAGCAACAACACUACGAGGAAGUGGUGCGCGCUUUUGAGAGUGCCCUGGCGCUGCUUCAGGCAAAGUGA
Hirsutella rhossiliensis is the source of this 465-nucleotide messenger RNA. RefSeq lists its product as uncharacterized. The transcript has 3 exons. The record is from RefSeq and is a predicted model, not a curated record. NCBI's taxonomy places the organism in Eukaryota, Fungi, Ascomycota, Sordariomycetes, Hypocreales, Ophiocordycipitaceae. The coding region runs from base 1 to 465 and encodes 154 amino acids.